Zophobas morio is the source of this 1242-nucleotide messenger RNA. Its product is annotated as sterol O-acyltransferase 1-like. NCBI's taxonomy places the organism in Eukaryota, Metazoa, Arthropoda, Insecta, Coleoptera, Tenebrionidae. The record is from RefSeq and is a predicted model, not a curated record. The transcript is spliced from 4 exons. Gene Ontology annotation, biological process: cholesterol metabolic process. Gene Ontology annotation, cellular component: endoplasmic reticulum membrane. The coding region runs from base 1 to 1242 and encodes 413 amino acids.
AUGAAUAAACCAGAUAAAAAAUUACAAGCGGCACUUGGUCGCAAAUUCGUGAUUAGAAAUUCGUACCUUACAGACGUUUUUGAGAAAAAAGAGGCACGUGUUGUCUACAACUUAUUCGCAGUAUUCGCCAUUUCUGCUUUUGUUAGAAAAGGGUACACGGAAUAUGUGACCGAGGGAAGAAUCUGGGCCUCUUUCAGGAAAUUCAACGAAAGUAAGUUAGCUCAUUGUUCGAAACCAAUAGGUUCUAGUAUUUUAGGAUUUACAAAAUUUUGGGACUUGGGUUGGACCACGUUGCUGCUCUUUUAUUAUUUCCACAGUUUCAAACUAACUGGUGAAGCGAUCCGAUUUUACAAACUUCCCUUCGUAGCUCGUUUGUUUUGUGCUCUGGAAUCUGUACGACUGAUAAUGAAAUCGCACUCUUUCGUAAGAAAUACGCUUCCAGGGGUAAUUCGUUCGAGCGACCGGCCAAACCUUCCAAGCUUUUCUAGCUACGCACGAUUUCUUUUCUUACCCACUCUUAUUUACCAGGAAAACUAUCCUCUAAGAAAAAAAAUCAACUGGAAGUUUUUCUUCAAAACUUUAGUCGAAUUUGUGGUUGGAAUAUUUAUACUGAGUUUUCGUUUUGAGAAAGGUUGGAGCUUCAUACAGGAAACAGUUCUGAGAAAAUUCACAGUGAGCGAAAUUAUGCAGGACGUUGUAGAGAACUCUACUGAAGUUGCGUUUUUGAUUAUGAUUUUACACUAUGUUUGUUUGCAUUGUAUUCAAAAUUUAUUUGGAGAACUUUUUCGCUUUGGAGAUAGGUUGUUCUACACAAACUGGUGGGAUUUACUUGAUUUGAAUACUAGUUUAGUAAAGUGGAAUUUAAUUGUUGCGCAGUGGAUAUACUAUUAUGUUUAUUUGGACUUUAAGAAUUAUGUCCGUGAUAACGUGUUUGCAAUAAGAUUGGUAUCUUUUGUGCUUUCGUUUGUUGUUCAUGAGUGGUUAGGGUACCACUUGUGGAAUACCACCUGUCCACUGUUGUUUAUAUUUUUUAUUUUUAUUGUAUUUCCCACGUUUUACUUCGAGGUUCCUGACCGCAAUGUUUUCGUUAUUUUAAAUACGUAUUUAAUUACUUCGAUUCCAACUCUUGUAGUACUUUAUGGCGCCGAAUAUUACAUUUCCAUUAAUGUACCAUUCGACAAUCGAUCACGUCUGGAGCAGCUGUUUUUGCCGAGGUUUAUAAAUUACAUAACGUGGGAAUGA